Molecule: messenger RNA, 4132 nt
Organism: Spodoptera litura
Lineage: Eukaryota; Metazoa; Arthropoda; Insecta; Lepidoptera; Noctuidae
Gene: CrebB
Product: Cyclic-AMP response element binding protein B
Biological process (GO): regulation of transcription by RNA polymerase II
Cellular component (GO): transcription regulator complex; nucleus
Molecular function (GO): DNA-binding transcription factor activity, RNA polymerase II-specific; RNA polymerase II cis-regulatory region sequence-specific DNA binding; protein binding
Source: RefSeq, a predicted model, not a curated record
UUGGCGCAUGCGUCUGACAAUUUUCGGCCAUAUUGUUAUGACGCAUACAAGAUCAUAGGUCUCCGCCAGUGACGAGUCUUCUCGCAGUUGACGUGGCUACUACGUACCAUCCCGUUCGCCCACUCCGGACGCAGCAUAGACGGUGACGAGGAAUACGUAACUGGAUUUUCAAGCCAACAAGAAACUUCCGAAAAACAGAGAGUGUUUAUAAUCAUCGAAAGAUAUUGCCUUGAGCAUGUCUGAAGAUCAAGGAAUGCACAGAAAGUUGACCUUGAAUUUUAGGUGACCUUAGUGGGCAUGGAUGGAAUGGUGGAAGAGAAUGGCACUUCAACCGGUGCUGGUCCUGCGGAUCCACUGGGCAGUGCAAGCUCCUCGGCGCCCGCGUCAGCACCCCACGUAGUAGCUGUCACUAGCAUUGUGCAACUCACAUUACCAACCCAGGCUCCAUCUGCUCAGGUUCAGUCUGUGAUACAGCCAAACCAACAAUCUGUUAUUCAAACAGCAUCCAAUAUACAAUCUGUGCAGUUACCAAAAGGGAAUGUGAUUCUUGUUAGCAAACCAAGUUCAGUGAUACACACAACACAAGGAACAUUGCAAACAUUGCAGAUUAAACCAGAACCUAACUCAUUAGUCAGCACUCAAGGCCAAUCCUGCAGUGAUGACAGUUGUAGUGGUGAUGAGAGCCCCAAGAGAAAGUACCGGGAAAUGCUCACCAGGCGUCCCUCAUACCGCAAAAUCUUGAAUGAUCUUGGAGGUGCUGAAAUUGCUGAAAAUCGCAUGGGAUCUAAACCAGGAAACGAGAAUGAAGUGUCGCUGUCAUCUUCUUUAUCAUUUGGUUCAGUAAUUCCAGCGGGUGCUCUUCAAACUGAAAGUGGUUUACAUACACUGGCUGUAUCCGGAGGAGGAGCAGGCGGAGCGAUAGUUCAGUACUCGACAAAUCAAGACGAACAUUUUUAUGUUCCCGGUCCAAUGUUAGAAGAUCAGACACGUAAACGUGAAUUACGGUUGUUGAAAAAUCGCGAAGCAGCAAGAGAAUGUCGCCGGAAGAAAAAAGAAUACAUAAAAUGUCUAGAGAACAGAGUCGCAGUGCUUGAGAACCAAAAUAAAGCACUAAUAGAAGAAUUAAAAUCCUUAAAGGAAUUAUACUGUCAACAAAAGACAGAAUGAGGUCCAGCUGGCUAAACGGGUGUGCUGCUGCCCUGCCACAGAGCCGAUAGGCACACGUUGUUACUGUACUGUCUGUGCUAAAAUGCUGCAUUCGGAUUGCUUGAUUUGGCUAUCAACUUAGUUAGAAUUACAACUUUGUAAUUCUGUAUUUAGUAGUUGAUAAUGUCAAGUCAAUUAUUAUUGUUCAUGCAUUGAUUGAUCAAUCCCUUUUUUUAAAGUAUUGUUAGAUUUGAUGUAUUUGAAUUGUUAAUGUGUUUUGUAAUUUUCUAUUGUUGUUUUCAUAUCAUUUGUUUGAUUUUUAUCCAGUAUAAUUAUAACAGAACCGACACCAUAUUAGUAGCUAUUUACGUCUCUGUUUGAUUUUUAUAUAUAUUACCUGUUAAUAUAGGCUUAUUCGUUAAAUAGAAUUAAAAUGUCAGUCAUAACUUUAUUUACCAUUCCAAAAUGUUUUAGCAUACAUUUCAAGCAAGUUCGACUUGUGCCAUUUUUGGGGCGGUAAUGUUAUUAAAUCAUUCUACACGACUAGGUAAAUGAUUUUCUAAGAGUUCAAUAUUGUCAAUUAUUUGAUGCCAAGAAAAUAGGUUUUUGUUCAAGAUCCGUUUUUUGUCUUUUUUUUUAAUAUUAUUUACUUGUUUAUUUAAUGUGGCAAAUCACAAUUGACUAAUCUGAAAAUUGUUGAAAGUCGACUUUUGAAAUUGGACAAUUGUAUAUAAUUAUUUUACCGAUUUAAAGCUUGUGUUAUUCUAUAAACGGCUACAUCUUGGACUAUUCUUAUGAAAUAUGUGAGUAUAUUCGGCACACGAGGGCGCGGCACCUGUGCUAUGAGCCAAAAAGAAUCUUUUGUGAGUCUAUUGGGAAAAUAAAAAAAAAUAUUUUCUAUUGACGCAAAUUUGAACGUUUGCCAGUGUCAAUUUCAUAAUUUGAGUGUUUAUUUUCUCAAUCGACUAUAUCGACUAUAGCACUAAAAUACCAUUUAGCUUAUAGCCCAUGCCAUUUAGGUCAUUUAAGCAGUGUGGGGAACAAUGAAUGAACAGAAUGUGGCAGCAGGGCACACACCAUAGUCCUUAUUUUGUUUCCCUUUACUUUCUAAAAUCUGAUGCUAGUGUAAUUAAGUGUUGCUCUUUAUUUUCCCGCCACAUUCUUGUACGUCUUGUGAGUUGUAUAUGUAUACACUUAUGUUUCCUAACAAGCUCUGUAAUUUUUUCGUUCACAUCCGUUUCCUUACUAAAAAUAUGUAAAUAAAGACAAAUUUCCUGCACCACUCACGAUCAUGCUGCUGCGUUCUGUAUACGGUGCUAGUACUGAUAAUAAACAACACAACAGUAUCUGGUCUAGCUCCGGUGUGCGCCGUAGCCGUUACGCAUAACGUAUAUGUGAAAAAAAUCCCAAUAUACUACACAAAUUGUGUCAAAAUGCUAAAUUUCUAUUUAAUUGUCAUAGGUGACGGGGAUAAAGGACAAUACGCAUUAACCAGCCAUGUAGCGUACUAAGAAGGAUACUGUAAUGGUCGCAUUUAUCCGAAAUGCGUAAUAAAUAAAUUAACGUCGCCAACAGACCGCUUACUACAUUCAAAUAAAUAUGCAUGUCUUAAGUUGAAGGAAUGGUAUUGUUAUCACGUAUGCACGAUUGCAGAUAUUUUAAAAGUUUUAUUGUGUUUCUAACAAUUGCUGGACCUAAAAUAAUCAACUUGGGGUUGUUUUCUAGAUUUUAUUUUUAAUGUAGAUUAAUUUGAAAUAUUAGACACUAUUUUUUCUUUUCUUACAGAAUUAGAUACUUAUGACGAUAAAUAUAUUGAUUUCAAAUAUUGUGUGACGUCACGAUUAACUACUUUUUAUAGGGAGCGGUAAUGUCGCGAACUCCCACUCUUGAACUAAAAUCCGUUUUGUGUAUGUAUUGUAACCUUAUACGGCAAAAUACUUGUUGAAUAUUUUUCGUGGUCUGAUGGAUUAAAUAGAUAUUUAAUUUUCAUGAUUUAUCAACAACCCCAUUGAACAUGUUUAACAAUAUAAAUAUGUUGUAUAAAACUAAUUGUGUUGAUGAUGACCAGCCGUAUUGGCAACUGUGCUGUUUAAAUAAUCUAGUGACAAGUAGAUACAGUUUCAGUUUUGGCCGUUUGUAGAAGCCAGCAUUUCUUGUCUAAAACUUAAUUAACAUGCUGCUGCUAGUUUUUGUCACAUGUCUGUGAUUGAAGAUACUGAAGUGAUAAAUACAUAACACUGUAUAAACUGAUUUUAUCUUAUAUGUUGACACCAUACAGGGUGUUUAUAAUGGAUAAGCCAAAGUUAAUAUUUUUAGUUGUUUUGUGCAAUAUCCAUAUUGCAAUGUACAGUUGUCUAUUUUUCUUAUACUAAUAAAAUGAUACAUACCUUUAAAAUGAGAAUAAGAAUUUUGUACAUUGUGUAUAAAUAAAGAUAUGUAAAAAAGAAUGUAUAAAAAUCUGUAUAUAUACUAGUGUAAUAAUGUGGAUGAAAAAGUGAAUUGUUUUAAUCAAAUACAAUCAAAUUUUAUGUCUUACCCAUUAAGAAGAAUGUAUUUGAGGUUCAUGUUCUUAUUUACUUUCCUGACUCGUUAAAUUCUAUCGUCCACAUCAUGAUAUACACAUCAUGUAUUUUGUUUUUGUGAAUGGGUAAUUUUAGCUGACUACCAGAGUUAUAAUAAGAUUUUAUUAUAUUUUAUUUGCCAUGAUUGAUUUAUACUACAUACUUUUUGUUUUAAAUAUUAUUCACAACAAUUGAAUUAUUAUUGAAAUAUGUUACAUUAAUGUUUGUGUGUAAAUGUACUUGUUCUAUGGAAGAAACUGUUAUGUAUUACUGAUUUAUCAAUCAUGGCAAAUGAUUUAGCAUUAAUGAUAGACAUUGUGGAAAGUGCCUUUACUUAGAAUGAAUAAAAUUUAUACCAACAUAGCUCUUUAUGUUAACUUAAUGCUAUUUAUAAAAUUAAUAAUAUUAACUGUUUGAUGUAUUUA